Messenger RNA from Anopheles stephensi (Asian malaria mosquito), 2967 nucleotides. RefSeq names its product ionotropic receptor 21a (gene Ir21a). The record is from RefSeq and is a predicted model, not a curated record. Gene Ontology annotation, molecular function: glutamate-gated receptor activity. Gene Ontology annotation, cellular component: membrane. NCBI's taxonomy places the organism in Eukaryota, Metazoa, Arthropoda, Insecta, Diptera, Culicidae. The transcript has 5 exons. The coding region runs from base 1 to 2922 and encodes 973 amino acids.
AUGUUCCUUCACGCUUUCUUAGUUGUGUUUUAUCUGUGGAGCUUUUUAGUUGGUAUCACGACUGCCAUACCUUCACUACACCACCCGAAACGUUUCAAUGAGCAGCUUAUCAACUACAGCGGCCGAGAAUCCACGAACGGAUUCUAUGAGCUUGCGAGCGAAGCGUACUACACCGGUGCGUACGACGGUACACCGGUUGAGGUGGAAAACAAAUCGGACACGUGUCUGUGGGAGGAUUGCUACGAAGAACCGGACUGGCCCACCCGUGAACGACGCCGCGUAGAUCCUACGUUCAGAGGGCAUCCAAAGACGCGCGAACAAAUCUGGGAGCGUAACUUCGCACACGUCAUCAUGGACAAUCGGCAAACGCUUUCGCUGGUUACGCUUCUCAACAAGAUCAUCCUGAAGUACCUUUACCACUGCGUACCGAUCGUGCUGUACGAUACGUAUGUGGCCACCACGGAGAACUACAUCCUCGAGGCACUGUUUAGCGAUUUUCCCACCAGCUACAUCACGGGCCGCAUCGGUCCCAACUACACGCUGGACAAUCCGGCCAUUCUGGAACCGUUCGGUCCGCAGUGCCGCAGCUACAUCAUCUUCCUGGCGGACGUGAUGAUGACGCGUAAGGUGAUCGGUCCCCAGCUGAACAGCUACGUCGUGCUGAUACCACGCUCGAGCCAAUGGAAGCUGCAAGAGUUUCUGGCCGCGAAACAGUCCCGCGAUAUCAUCAAUCUGCUCGUGAUCGGAGAAUCGUACUCGGUCGAUAAACGCAUCAACAACGAGCAACCGUACGUGCUGUACACGCACGAGCUGUACAUCGAUGGGCUCGGUGCUAACCGGCCGCAGGUGCUUACCUCCUGGAUCGGGAACAAGUUCUCGCGCAACAAUGUGAAUCUGUUUCCGAAAAAGUUAAGGAAAGGUUUCUCCGGCCAUCGGUUCACGGUGAUGGCCGCUCAUCAGCCACCGUUCAUGAUCAAGCGCCUGUCGACGGACGGUGUGGGCAAUGUGAAUAUAAGGUGGGAAGGGCUCGAGAUACGGCUGAUGCGUGCCAUGGCUCAGUAUCUUAACUUUACCUACGACAUUGUGGAGCCGUCGAAGUUGGAAAUGGGUCCGGGUGAUGCUGUUGUGGAUGAGAUACAGCGACGGCAGGCCGAUGUAGGGCUGGCCGGUAUAUACGUGACGAUCGAGCGUAACCUUGCCACCGAGAUGUCGGCAUCGCACUCAACGGACUGUGCAGCCUUCUUAACACUAAUGUCAAGCGCCCUGCCAAGAUACCGUGCCAUCUUAGGACCGUUCCAGUGGCCCGUAUGGGUAGCGGUGAUCCUCAUCUAUCUGUUGGCCAUUUUCCCACUCGCAUUCUCGGACAAAAUGACUUUAAGACAUCUGCUCGGUAACUGGAGCGAGAUCGAGAACAUGUUCUGGUAUGUGUUCGGCACCUUUACCAACAGUCUCACCUUUCAGGGCGAGAACUCGUGGAGCAAUACGAAGAAGACCUCCACUCGCAUGCUGAUCGGUAUCUAUUGGUUGUUUACGAUCAUUAUCACCGCCUGCUACACGGGAUCGAUCAUCGCCUUCAUCACGCUUCCGGUCGAACCGGAACGUGUCGACGGGGUGGAGCAGCUUAACCGUGGGUUCUACCGUGUCGGCACACUGGAUCGUGGUGGUUGGGAGCGUUGGUUUCUCAACUCAAGCCACAAGCAGACCAACAAGCUGCUCAAGGAUCUGCGUUAUGUGAGCAGCGUCGACGAAGGCAUCCGGAAUGUGACCGAAGCGUUCCUUAUAUCGUACGCCUUUAUCGGGUCGAAGAACGAGCUAGAAUUUCUCAUCCAAUCGAACCUCUCACAUCAGUUCCAAAACAAACGGUACGGUCUACACGUGAGCCGCGAAUGCUUUGCCCUGUACGGUGUGUCGAUGGUGUUCCCACCCAACUCCGUCCACCGCGAUCCGAUCAACAAUGCGAUCCUUUACAUGCAGGAAGCGGGUCUCAUCAGCAAACUCAGAAAGGACGUAACGUGGGAAACGGUCAAGACGAAGGAUGGCCACUACAAGGAAGCGUCCGUCGGUGAUGUUUUGCGCACCACGGCUCCGUCCGAGCGGGGUCUCACACUUGCCGACACGGAGGGUAUGUUUCUGCUGAUGCUGUUCGGGUACGUCGUAGCGCUGGGUGUGCUCAUUUCCGAGUGGGUCGGUGGCUGUACCAACAAGUGUCGGGAGGUUUUGAAGGAGCGUGCCGAGCGGUUGAAAGCGGCCGCAGCUGAAGUUGCUGCAGCUGCCACCGGCAGUGAUACGGCCUCCGUUCCCGAGUCCUCUCGAUCAUCAGCGAACGAGAACACACUCCGAAAACGAACCGGCGCCAAUGGUACGGAAAGAUCCCUGCCAGCGAGCAAUAAUGGUUCGGCAAAGGUGCGUCGCAUACGGCUGACGGCGGAAGAUCCUCACAAUGAACCCGAGCCCAACGAGUACGACACACCGGUGGAUGGUGGCGGUAGUGAAGCAUCAUCCUUGCACCAUCGCAGUCUCUCCGAAUGCCUGUCGGAGGUAAGUGCACACACCAUGCAGGAACUGUACAAUGGGCCCGAUCGGCGGCAUUCCACGAUCGUGUUCCUGGACGGACAGCUAAUGUCGGAAGAUGAGGCGAAGCGGAAGGUUGCUCGCAGUAAAUCAAGACACCGGCACAGCUUAAGCUCCGUCCUGGAACGGGAGGUUAGCCAGCUGUUUCGAUUCUUGGGCAAGGACUCACCGUACAGCUCACGGCAAGAGUCGAGCGGCGAAAGGGGUGGACUCGUCAGAAGCGGAGCCCGUAAGGAGGUGGAGGUAGCGGUCGAGAUCAAUACACCGGGCGAUGUUGAAGGGCCACCGGCGCCGAGUGUGACAGGUCGCCGAAGCAUCGAGGCCACAUUCGGAGAGAAGUUACUACAUUGAGAUGUACGCUUGUAUCGAAAAUAGAUUGAACCAGGAUGUUUUGUA